This is a messenger RNA of Paramuricea clavata, 5068 nucleotides long. Lineage: Eukaryota; Metazoa; Cnidaria; Anthozoa; Malacalcyonacea; Plexauridae. The record is from the annotation of a GenBank genome assembly.
GUGUUCUUAUUUUUUAAUUUCUUUAUUCUUACAAAUUCUUUCCCAUUUCUCAUUAUAUUUUUCCAGGUGAGGGAGGCAGUGGAGGAGAAUGAUUAUGAAUCAGCGCUGACAUCUUCCAGGAAAGUAAAACAUUUUUGUUUUGGUGUGUUAUUGGCUUACAUAGGUAUUUUGGCUGUUGCUGGAGCGUUGCUUGCCCUAUACUUCACUACAGGGAAAAUAUUCUAAUUCCAUGCUGAGAUUAUUCAAUUUGCACAAAAAAACGUUUGAAACUUUGCACUAUUUCGAGCACUGUAAACUUAUAAGCAAAGCCUCGCACGAUCUAAGCUUCGUCAGUAAAUCUCAAAGCUACCAGUUACACUUGCGAAGCGAAGUAAGGGACGAAGGACUCCAUAAUUUUACAAAUAUACUUUUCAAAGAAUAAAUUAACCAUGCAUGAAGAAACACAAGCCGGGGCGAAACUACCCCUCCCCCAGCCGUAAUACCGAAGUUUCUCCCCUGAACACAAGUGACAGUAGCUAUCAUUAUACCCAUAUCGCCAUAAUUCGUAAAGGAACAUCUUGUUUUUUUAAAAAAUAAAUGCCUCGUACUACAAUUCAGUUGCUUUGCAAGCAAAUAUAAGUAAGUCUAAGCAAAACCACUGGUAUAAACUAGCUUGUGGCCAGGACCUUUGUAUUUUUUGCACUGUACACAACCUGCCGCGCAAAUGUCAAAACAAAAUCAUGUAGUUGUAAUUUCAUUCUGAGGAAUUAUUUCUGUAAAUUAUGCAAACCUGUUCGCAGGUUAGGUACUCUAGGUACCAUGAGAUCUCAAAUCAGUGCCUACUUUAUAUAAGAUUUCAGUUGAGGAGCAUAAAUACAUGAGGGGACAUGAUCUUCAAUAUUUUUAGAAUAAUUUAAAAAUCCAAGUUUAUGCAAUAAUUUAUGCAAUAAUUUAAUUUAUACAUCCUUGUGUUCAAGUAUUUAAUUACCUAUAACUCGUUCAUGCAUAUGUGCUGUUUACUCAACUGUUAGUGUAAAACAAAUACAAUAUUGAGUUCACGCGGGCAAUAACCCUGUGUAAUAAAACCUUAACAAAGACGGAAUUAUCGCUAGGACAGCUGAGGGUAGGCAAUAUUUAAACAUAUGAUGAUGAUUUAUUCUAGUAAUUUGGGAGUUUCAGAAUUAGACUACAACAACGUUGCCACGUUGGUACUGAUAUUUGAACAUACGAUCUCGGUCGUUUUGUAAUAUUUAAGAUCUCAUAAAGAGCUGCUGACAUUGUCACUUAGCUGUUUAUACUAAAUAGAUUCAUUGUUAAUGCUAAUUAUGCUAUACUCUCGGUAUAUUAUCAACAAGAAACUUGGAUUUGACUUCGCUCUCUAAUUGUAAAUGAGCUUAUACAUGCACGAUCGGCAAUUGUUUUAAUAUAAGGAUAUAACUAACUAUGCUUCAGGCGCUGUCUUAGUAGGCAGCAUAUAAUCUUUAUAGUUGCGUCCUAUUCCCUCAGGCUGCUGGCUGCAACUUCUUUUAUGUAUGAUAUAUAUUGUACUGUUGGUGGGUUUUAUUCAAACGUUACGGCGCAGCGGAUGGGUGUCAAAUUCAGAAAUAUCCACCCUAUUAGGGGCAAGAGCAACUUUAAAGAAAUGUCGAUCCAUCAGCUUCUAAUAGGCUCGACAUUUCUCAUGAAGUUCACCCCUUAUCUGCAGGCUCGUAACGCUUGAAUGAAACCCAUCAAUGUGCCCUAUGCGAUGUUCAUCAGUAUGCGAAAAUGUACUUUCAUUGAUUUAUACACAAUAUGAAUUUUAUAGUAGUAGUAAUAAUAAUAAUAAUAGUGAAUAAUUAUUCUGUAUAAGUUCAUAUAAGUAGCUAUGGCUAAUGUAAAAAAUAGUGUUCGGCGUAUUUUUUUUCUUUUAUUUGAAAUAUGUUUCAUUUGUAUCUUUUGUAUAUGGUAAUUCUUUGUAAAUUCUAAUUUUUUAAAAAUUUCAUCUGAAUAAAGUUAUCGUGUUGAUGUGUGUUCAGAACGGACGCCUAUAACGUUAGCCUAUCAUGCACUAUAUUGAGUAUGGGGAGAGAGAAUGCAGGAUAAAUAAAAUUGCAACAUUGCUUUAAUACUUUACAACCAACAGAUAUACAUGCACUGAUUCUCAGAGUUAAAAUAGAAAUGUAUGCACAACUAAUACAAUUGCGUGGCGUUUUAAUAUUGUUAUUCCUGCUAUUGUUAAAAGUGUUUGCGCACCUGGCUAAGGCGAGCACGAACGAACGUACAAAUUAAUAGUCUGCAGCUUUGACUAUUUAUGCCAAGAUAGUAUAUCCAAUCAAGUUUUAAAAAUCAAGCUAUAUAUUCAAAAAAGAUUGAAUCCUCCCCCACAUGUGAUAAUUCAUUCAUCUAUACGAGAUGUGUAUUAAAUCAGUGCCAAAAGUUUUAAAUUAUAACUUAGUGCAUGCAUGUUAUUAAAGCCUCAUUCACACCAGCAAUUUUGUCGGCGAUUUUAAUUUGUGUUUCUGACGGAUGCAAAUGAGUGAACUCACACACAAAAGUAUAGAGUCGCUUUUCAGAAGUAAACAAUUCUAAGUCUUUUGCAUGUCAUUCAUUCGAUCACAUCUUCCAGGAGGAGAAAAAUCGCCGACAGAAUUGCUAGUGAGUGAACUGGGCUUAAAUGUUCGCCGGGAAACAUAAAUUGCACCAUGAACCAAUAUACUAUUUUUUUAAAUACUUAGUAUGUUUAGCUUUUCUCAUCAUGCAUAUAUAACACUACACCAUUGGUUUAAGAUAUAAUUGCGCAGAUUCAAACAGUAAAUACUGCUUUAUAUUAAUGUAUUUUCCUUAUAAAUUUUAAUGAGCUAAGUAAGAAUCAAUAUAAAACGCAGUGUUUAAUGAAAAUUUGCCAGUCAUGCAAUAACGCCAUUUGCGUAGUGUAUAGUAUAGGAUAAUUCUUAUUUUAGGCUAUUGUUAAGAAGCGUAUCAAAUAUACAAAAGCUGAGCUAAAAUGCACCCCAUGCCAUUUUCUGUCGGAGAUAUAGUUCGCUUUUGUGAAUUUUUGGAAAACGAUGGUCAGCUAGAUCGAUUAAGUAGAUUCCUAUGGUCUUUGCCUUAUUCGGUGAAAGAAAUUUCAUCUUCUGAGUCUAUCGCGGUUUUUCGUGCAGUGGCUGCGUUUCAUAGUGGUGAUUUUCCCGAACUCUACCAUAUCUUGGAAAGUCGACAGUUUUCCGACGAAUUCCACGAGAAAUUGCAGCGUCUUUGGUUCAAGGCACGUUAUAUGGAGGCAGAGAGGUGCAGAGCGAGGUCGCUGGACGCUGUCGCGAAGUAUAGAAUACGAAGAAAGUUCCCCAGUCCCAGGACGAUCUCAAGUGGUCGGGAGAAGAGUUACUGUUUUCAAGAAGAGACAAGGAAGGUUUUGAACGGGGUAUGAUUAUUGAAAAUCUUUCUGGCUAUAUUUAUGAAGUUAAUAAGCUAUUACUCACUGGAAAAAAAGUGAAAUCCAUACUACGAAAUUUGCAAUUGCACCACUAAAUCCAUAGUAUAUCCAUACUAUUUCGAUACUAUAUCCACACUAUGGAAAUAUACAAUUAUUAUGGAUAAUCAAAAUCCAUUCUAUUUCCAAUAAAGGUCCAUACAAUUUCCAUUCUAUGACCUUCUAUGGAUUUUCAAAAUUUUUCCCAGUGACUUGCUCUCUGAGUUAAUUGCAUGCGAAGAAAGCACAAUGGGAGACUCUAGCCCUAUUACAACCUCUGAGGAAUUUAGGUAGUUCAAAUUUUCGAUAUGACGUCUGCCCCUCCGUGUGCUUGACAUGCUCAAUUCUACCCGCGUGAAAACUAAACUAAACUAACUAGCUUUCAGUUCCAUACUGUUCUCCCUAGAGAUCCAGUAAAGACCAUUCCUCAGUAUCCACUGAUACAACAGAAGAAAACUGUAGUACCCGGACGAGACUUGCUGUGUUAGGUAGAGUCAAACUGGAAGUAUUCCUCUCACAUGCGAUUAUAGAGAAAUUAUAACCAGCCAAUGAGCAUACUGCAUAUUGCAGAAAUAAUGGUGAAGAGUACAUGCUAAAAAAUGUUAUUACAACACGAGUAUACAAGUACUACUGCACCUAAGUUGAAUUAAGAUCAUGUAAGAGGAAAUGCUCUAAUGUGGGUCUUCCAGGGGUUUCUAGAGAGCAGUGGGAACAAUGGAAGCCAAAAAAUCAUAGGUGAAAUGUUUGGUAAAAUCUUUGUGGGAAACAAAGCCACACAGGAAACAUUUCCAGGGGAAUAUACAGGAAUACAACCCCCCCCCCCCCCCCCUUAGCCCUCCACACCCUUGAAAAUGCAGUUGUAAUUUUCCAAGGCAUACGAAGAGAAACCAUACCCCACAUUGGGGGACAAACGAAAGUUGGCAGAACAGACGAACUUGACAAUCACUCAAGUCAGUAACUGGUUCAAGAAUAAAAGACAACGAAUUAGGAUGACUAAACAACGAAGAAGGUUUGUAUGCUGAUUGAUCAGCUAUGGAUUUUAACCACUAUAUGCAUUUACAUGCACCAUAAGAGUGUUUAGUGAGUUCCUCAUUCCGUCGAGCAGUAAGCAAAAAGAUUCAUAUCAAAAUCCACACAUCCAUUAUGUACUGUAGUCUCACACUUACAGGUAUCACCUAUAUUAUGAAAAUAUACACAUUCAUAUUUUAAAAUUUUGUAGCGACAUAAAAGAACCGUGGUCAAUGAUUUUCAAUACAGCCUACGACUCGUAUGUUACGUGUGAAAGAAACCCUGGAAAGUAUGGAAGCUGUUCUGAGCAGUUUUCAUUAAAUACGAAUAUGGCCAGCCCACAUCAUGCAUCGUGCAGCUCAACAAAAAUUGCGGGACAAAGUCAAUGCCAUGUAUAUCAAGCAAUAGAUUUUGCCGCGAAUUUCGCUUCGGACACUUUUGGAAUCUGAUUGAUCGUCCGUGAGACGGAUUUUGGAUUGAAGAAGAUGAUUAACAGUAGCCUCCAGACAUCACCGAGUCAAACAGUCGCUUUGUACUACAAGAUUUGAAAGACUUUUUAUAUAGGGUACAGUAUAUCGUGUGUUAUAGCUAGAUAACCUAGAUUGAUUGGGAAAUGUUGGGAAUUCGUUG